This is a messenger RNA of Cajanus cajan (pigeon pea), 366 nucleotides long. NCBI's taxonomy places the organism in Eukaryota, Viridiplantae, Streptophyta, Magnoliopsida, Fabales, Fabaceae. The record is from RefSeq and is a predicted model, not a curated record.
AUGCAUGAGGAGAUAUUUGCUCUAGAGGAAAAUGAUACAUGGGUUUUAACUGCUCUUCCUCAUCACAAGACAGCCAUUGGUUGUCGUUGGGUUUAUAAAAUCAAACAUCGAGCUGAUGGGUCCAUCGAACGUUACAAGGCUCGCUUGGUUGCUAAGGGUUACACUCAAAUGGAAGGUCUUGAUUUUAUUGACACUUAUUCUCCUGUUGCAAAGCUCACUACUGUUAGGUUAAUUCUUGCCCUUGCAACUAUGAACAAUUGGCAUCUUAAACAGCUCGAUGUUAACAAUACUUUUCUCCAUGGCAUUCUUCAUGAGGAGGUUUACAUGCAACUUCCUUCGGGUAUCACUCCUUCACUCCCUGGAUAG